AUGACAUUAAUGGAGUUUUUUGGAUGUGCUUUCAUAGCAUUUGGACCUCCUUUUGCAAUGUUUAUAUUUACUAUUGCUAGAGAUCCUUUGAGAAUUAUUGUUCUCAUAGCUAGUGGAUUUUUCUGGUUAUUAUCUUUGUUAUUAUCAUCUAUAUUAUGGUAUGCAGUAGUACCACUAAGGACAUCAUUGGCAUUUGGUUUGGUAUUUUCUGUCAUAUUUCAAGAAUUAUUCCGCUUUCUCUUCUAUAAACUCCUCAGGAAAGCAGAUGAAGGUUUAAAGAAAGUGAGUCAGAAUGUACCUGAUGAGCAUAUUACACCUAAAGAUAUCAACAAUAAACAUAUAAUGGCUUAUGUAUCUGGAUUAGGAUAUGGUAUUUUAAGUGGUGCUUUCUCAAUAGUCAAUGUAUUGGCUGAUAUGGCAGGACCUGGUACUAUUGGUAUUAAAGGAGAUUCCCACUUUUUCUUCUUAACCUCAGCAUUUCUAACUCUAUGUUUUAUCUUACUACAUACUUUCUGGGGAGUGAUAUUUUUCAAUGCUCUAGAUAGAAAGAGAUAUAUAUUUGUAGCUGGAGUAGUGGCUAGUCAUAUGUUAGUUUCUUGUUUGGUGAAAUUCCACACCAAUGAAUCCUACUAUUUGAUAUCUCUAAUAACAGCUUAUGUAGUCAUGAUUGUCAUGGCUUUCUUUGCUUUCAUAACUGCUGGUGGCUCGUUCAAAAACAUUCAUACUGCUUUUACUUGUCGUAAAGGACGUUAUGAAAUGGACUAA
Lottia gigantea (owl limpet) is the source of this 765-nucleotide messenger RNA. RefSeq lists its product as hypothetical. The transcript has 6 exons. Gene Ontology annotation, molecular function: protein-macromolecule adaptor activity. The coding region runs from base 1 to 765 and encodes 254 amino acids. Gene Ontology annotation, cellular component: endoplasmic reticulum; membrane; gamma-secretase complex. NCBI's taxonomy places the organism in Eukaryota, Metazoa, Mollusca, Gastropoda, Lottiidae. Gene Ontology annotation, biological process: positive regulation of catalytic activity; protein processing; Notch signaling pathway. The record is from RefSeq and is a predicted model, not a curated record.